AUGGUGCUGCUAACACUAAUAUGCGCGCUGGUGAAAGAAGGAAGAGCUUUUUCUGUGGACAUCGACAACAACAAGUCGGUGGGACAUUUGAAGGAUGCCAUUAAAGAGGGUACCUCGGUGAUAAUCCAAAUUCCCGCACGUAAGCUGCAGCUCUUCUUGGCAAAAAGAGACGAGGGCCGCGGCGCGUGGCUGACGGAGACAGAGGUGAAGCAAGGCGCGUGGAGCACCAGUGGUCUGACGCUGUUGGAAUAUGCGGGAGCGCCACUUAGCGUGGUUGGUUUCACGGAAGAAGCUGUACGAACUCAAGUGACGAAGGAAGAUGUUGCAGCCGGAAUUGUUCCUGUACACGUGCUAGUGAAACUGCCUGAACCGAUCGUGUAUGCUGCUUCACUUACAACGAACGUUCAACUUCCUACAACAACUGCAUUGAACGAGCCCGAAAAAUACGCUGAGGAGUGCAUCUCACUGAACGACUGGGAUGUUAACGCUGUGCAAAAGAUUCCCUCGAUCUGGAGAUUCAUGAGCAGCUUGGGUGGAUGCACCCUGAAGGAAGAAAUAUAUUGGCGAAUGGAAAAUACGCUAAUUGUGUCUCUGCUGAUGGAUGGAUGGUUUCGAGAGUCUUCUUCGCUGGCAAACAAGAAGAGUAUUAUAAUAGGCUCGCCGGGUGUUGGCAAGUCGACGCUGUUGUACGUGAUGGCUUUCCAUCUCGUUUUCAAGCACAAGAAGAAUGUGCUGGUGUACCGACGAUUGCGUAAAAAAAAUCAGGCGGAUUGUCUCUUUUAUAUGGGUUACGAAGAUGGCAAGGUUGUGCAGUUUGCAGUGAAGGGAUGCGAAGACCGGACUGCGAACGACAUAUAUAAAGAGCUCGUCCGCCAACAGGGCAUAUCGAACGUAUGGCUGUUGUUGGAUAAAUUUCGAUACAAAGAUAUUCCGGUUAGUUUGACAACGUUCACGUUGCUGGCAACGUCAGAGCGAGUGGACCUAAAAUCUGAAGAUCAACUUUAUGCGCUCUACUGUCUGAUGCCUUGUUGGUCACCAACGGAUCUCUUUUCGAUGUGA
This is a messenger RNA of Peronospora farinosa, 1059 nucleotides long. The record is from the annotation of a GenBank genome assembly. NCBI's taxonomy places the organism in Eukaryota, Oomycota, Peronosporomycetes, Peronosporales, Peronosporaceae.